Molecule: messenger RNA, 5286 nt
Organism: Mesocestoides corti
Lineage: Eukaryota; Metazoa; Platyhelminthes; Cestoda; Cyclophyllidea; Mesocestoididae
Source: the annotation of a GenBank genome assembly
AUGCCUUUUAAGUUGGAGCGUGUUUUCCGAAUCCGAGAAGGAUCUCAUUGGCUUCAGUACUUCUACUUUCACAAGAUUAGGGGCAGAGGUAAACCAAAAUAUGCAGGAAAUGUGACAGCAACCUGUUAUGCAACCUACGAGGAUGAGAGGCACAAGAUGCCUGAUUGGAUAAAGGAUCCAAACGAUCAGAUGGAAAAUUUCGAGCUUGACCACGUAGCUUCGAGCACUCGCAACCUCCUUUUCCUUCACGGUGUAGAAGGAAAUCUGUGGUUUGAGAGUGAUACUCCUCAAAUUCAGGAACAUCCUGUCCCUCUAGGCACUACUAUUCGCUGCACCGGGGCCAAAGGAUACCCUCCACCCAAAUACGUGUGGUCCAUGGCUGAUCCCAGUCAAUCCUCAUCUCCAGAUGUUUUCAGUUACAUGGAUCUUGCGUAUUCUCCAGGUGUGUUUCGUGAUAGUCCGGAAGCACUUCCUGCUUCUACCUUUCAAGAAAAUCUCCUGCAACUCCCUAGUGACCCCAGGUAUAGGGGAAUGAGUUUUCUCUUUCGAUGCCAAGCAUUCAACGAAGUUUCACGGAGGGUUUACAGAGUUGAGCGUCUCAUUUUUCUAUCUAUAUGUCUGUGUGACACCCGAUUUGUGUCGCUGGACUUGUCGCUCAUAUAUUCACCACAAAUGGUAGCGGGACACGCCUUGCUCGAUAAUCGUGACCUUGACAAUAGUCUAGACUUCUACGGUCAACGCUACGUCCAUGUACUGAGGCAGAUCAUCUUGGGAUUGUCCCAAGGACCCAAGUACGUUAGAAUUAGUACGAAUCCGACUUGUAUACUAAAUUCUACCCUGAAAACAGCACCACUAUACGCCAGCCCAAUGCCGUUGACCCACAGUUUGUCGCGUUUCCAACUUGCUAAUGGACUGAUUUCAGCCAGUGUGAGACCCAAGCCUGUUUACCAGUCUGGUGUUGAUGCCUGCCCACGGAAAGUUCCCGUCAAUCUUACCGCGGUACUUCGCUCAGUAGAACAGAACAUAUCAAUACAAAAUCCAUAUUUCCUAAACUUACGACGUCUUCACGCUAUUGUGCUACCCUUAGAUCGCUGGGAUCAGGGUGAUGUGGUGGAAUUCAUGCAGAGAAUGAGAAAAAACUAUGUUAGUGUCAUUGGUGUUUACUUCGAAAACCCAACAGGAUGGGCUCAAGGCAGUCCCGAAUACAAGGUUCAGCUCUCCAGCAGUAAGACAUUUAGUGAAGGCUGUUCUACUCAGACUGAAACUGACCCAGCCACUUUCAUCGAACGCCUUCCCUUGUUUGACGCAAUAUGUAAAGUAGCUCGGGCAGCGGAUGUACAAGAGAGAUGGAUUGAGGGAAUCACUUUCCUGUCGCAUAUACAGAAAUAUAUAUUUGUUGGGGAAAAUAUCACACUGUACAGUGUUGUUCGCCUUAACCCAUUCGAUACAGAAGAGUACCAAUUGAGUGCUUGUCUUAUGGAACACUCUGCAACCACUGGGCUUAAUCGCCAUCAGGACACUCAGCAAAAGCUUGAGGCCUUGUGUGAAGAGCAGCUUGGUUUUUCAUCAGCCAGCAAACCUGGAGAAGUGUGUCUCACGAUAGCACAGCCCUUAACGCUUAAAGCGUCGCACGAUGGGGUCACAGCUAUCGUCUACCAAAAGGGUGUAAACAAAACGUUGGCUGUCUCUCGUUAUGUUAGGUACAACAUCAAGCUCCAAAAACCGGAUUUUAAGAAGCCAUAUCUAUCAGUGAAGUACUUGGCAGAAAAGGCCCAGGAUUCCGCGGAGUUCGAGUGUAUUAUCGAGGUGACAAAUCUCGCAUUUCAAAUAGACCUUAUUUACCGGUCCAGAAGAAAUGGGUCAUUUGUGGUAGUCGCAAGAACCACUGCAAUAAAGGCAGGAUUCGUUUAUGGAGAUGUUAACCGUAAGGUUAGUGCCCGACUUGUCUGGCCAGCCGUUCCUGCUGAAGCGGAAGACGCCGAUAUUUAUUGUCUCCUAAGUAAUCCUCCAAUCGUUGAGAAAGUCCUUGACUCACUCCCACCCCACUCAAGUGACCCUGUUCGUCUGACCUUCAUUACCUCCUGUCCCAUGAGACCUACGAUAAAGCGAAUCGUCUCCUCGCCGUUCACCGGAGACUCGGAGACUCCAAGGUUGGGUGCACGAAUGUCUUUUGUCUGUGAGGCAGUAACAGGGGGAGAGACUAAUCAUCCUCUGCAAAUGGCACUUGCUGACAGGACAGAACAAUUUGUCAUCUGUUCAAGGACAGGAAUGGGCAACGUGAACACCACUGUACCGUGUACCUUUGCCACUUGGAACGAAGGCGGAUGUGGGAAAUUCGCUCUAGACGCCAAAACGACUCAUCCUAAGGCUUUAUUUGCUCAGUGUAGUAUUUCACAGGUUCCAAACAAGAAAAUUACCCUUCGACGCAUAGAAUACACAAUGCCUAUGGUUACGAUCGAUCAGUUUGACGCAUUUCUUUUCUGUGAGACCCUGCCGCCUUGGCAAGUAGAUGAAGAUCUGCGCCUACUAAGUGAUCCACUAGAUAACCUUUUUGCUGUCGAUCCGACCGUGACAAGCAUUAACAUAGGAUAUUACAAAUGGGUAUGUGAUGUCAUUGCCUAUCCACCACCAACGAGCUAUGAUUGGCGCAUUAAGGAUGCACAGCCCUGGAAUUUCGACUUAGGGCUUAGAAAAAUACCCGUUGAGAAGUCGAAUUUUAAUUCCACACGCACAAAUAUUGAGGCGGUAUCUGCACGAGGUUUCUUUCCCAAGAAGUUCAUUCCCCCGAACACUACUUCACCGUAUUUUUUCACUCUUUCACGAGACGUGCCCUCUUUCUGGCAAGUCGGGGCUUGGGGAACGGCAACACUGGAGUGCACGGCGACGAACAAAGAGGGAAAGACAACAGUCAGAGAAGGCUUUGUUAACUACGCGACUGGAAAUUCUACAGGUCGGUGGUUGCCGCAAGGUGCGUUGCAUCCAACGAUUGGGCGAGGCAAUUUGGGUGAACCAUGGAUCGCAGAGUGCCCAAUUAUUGGAAUGGCAGGUGCCAGUCGAGUAAUUAAUUUGUACAUUCUUGGAAAGGUUGAAUUCUUGCAGGAGCAGUAUACCACUCAUUCUGCCUGCUAUGUUUGCCGUUUCUACUUGUUCGAUGGAUACAAUGAGGUCGAGGUUCAACCAGAAUUCCUGGUGUUUCAUCCAAGUGAUCCACCCAUUUUUGCCUAUAAGCUUGUCUCUGGUGUGUGGGCGUUUGCUGGACAACAUGUUCAGCCACCCACACUAUUCAAAGGUGACCGUGUGGAGACCAGGUGCCUCGUCUGGCACAAUCAUGAUACUGUAAUCUCCAACUUAGAGAGCCCAUUUCUCGCAAGAUCAGAUCCCAUGCACUCACAAAUUAGCAAGAUUCCGUCGGAUAAAUUGCGAUCACGGAAGUUUGUCCUGGUCAAUAACCUCCAGUACCACCUUCUGGAACACGCUUUUAUUGCGGAUGCAUCCCAUGACUUGAUGAAAUACUUGGGCUGCUACUUAAACAUUCAACCCACCAAUAAAAGCAAUGUGGUGGAGAAAUUUGGUCCUCUCCGUGUGUGCAGUCCUCCAAGUAGUUUAAAAAUCUACCCGGCCUUAAGAUCUGAACUUAAAGCUGAUGAUUUCCUUAACUGUUCUGACGACCAUGCCGUCUUUUCUAAAUCCACUCUCUCAUGGAAGUACAAGCUUGGACCUCUUCCAAGACCAAGGGGUUCUAAUGCUACUGACAACUUCAAGCAGACAGUCAUGUCGUCGACGCUGGUGAUGUCUACCCUCCCCAGCCCUGGUUUCUAUGUUUUUACAUGCAGAGCUAUCUCUGUAUGCAAUGAAAAAGAGCUAGUUUCUGAGGUAGACGUGCAGUUUCUUGUUUUGCCCAAGGAUGGUGCUACUUGGUUUACCGCUGUAAAUCUCUCACCACGCAUAGUUCUGAUACCACAGUCAGUCUCCGUAGAAUGCCCCAGUGUUUUAACUCCUGGCAGUGGUUUGACUGCCAAAAAUCUUACCUGGUUCCGCUUUAGCCGUCAAGCUGAACUUACUUCUCCAGGAAAUGAUCCAUCUGCAAGUGUUCUCUCGUACCAUGAUCUCAUUAAUGGAACAAUAAUUACCAAUCAUCCAAAUUUCCUCUCUUAUAAGGAGAAAAAGGGGGAAGAAACAUUCUUUUCAAUGGACAUAAAACCAACUUCCUACAAUGACUUUGGCUAUUAUGGUUGCACAUUGGGUGCCUUUCAUUUGGGCAUUGGAAUCAAUGAGUUUAAUUUCGAUCAAGUUUCCCCCUACCCAGUGUGUCUUGUUGUCAACACCACAUCUCCCAAAAUAAAACUGGUUUCUCCUAGUUCCGAUAAGUGCUAUCGUGUUGGCGAUGUGCUUGAGGUCACUUGUGAGGUCAUGGCUUAUCAAGGUUUUUGUGUGGAAGACGAUAAGCCACUGGGAACCCGACUUCUAUCCUCUAUGGCAACACUCAGCAUCACAUUUGAGAAUAACGAAAUCGUUCGAGUUCUAAAUGUGUCUUCUAGCAUUAUCGUCGGGGAAAAUCCGCCUAGGAUAAUGCUCACGUUUACUCCCGUUCUCUUAACUAUCUCUCCUGAGCACGAUGGAGCGCGAUUGACUUGUACUGCAAAACCAAACCUGAACACCCAGAAGUACAACUUUUCAACCGACUGGGACAAUUUGCAACCAAAGCUCUUCAGGUACGCUACAGCAAAGCUCUGCGCACUUUAUCCUCCGUCAAAUGUAAUUAUUAAUCCACCACAAUUAAACCAGGUGGACGUGCGCGAAGUUGCUGUGCUCAACUCAGGACAGUGGAUAACCUGCCAUGCAAACGGGAAUCCUUCCCCCAUCAUAACCAUAGACGCUUUUCCGAUUGUUGCAGACAAUCUCACCAACGUCAUUACACAGGAGGUUUCCGACCUCAAUGACUGGCGCGAUACGAUGCGUCCGCAACCGAACUGGGCCACGGAACCGCUGCUGAACGACACAGGUGUUAUGAUGCUUGUGACGAAAGAACACGGUGCUCCCGAGGGUCUUGCUUAUUUGGGCCUUUGCAAAGCUGUAAAUGAAAUUAAUGGAAACAAGGCGAUUGUCCACAAGGCAUUUGUCUUCCAUCUGCGAGAUUCUUCUAUUGAUAUUGUUGAAGAUGCUAGUCUUUACCAGUUUGCUGCCGUCACGUUUCUGGUCGCCAUCAUUACCUUCAUUUUGGUAACGUUCGUCCGUGAAUUCCUCAUCCUCCAUCGUCGCAGAAUUCGCACAAAGGCUAUUCAAUAA